Messenger RNA from Coccomyxa subellipsoidea C-169, 1041 nucleotides. Its product is annotated as WD40 repeat-like protein. NCBI's taxonomy places the organism in Eukaryota, Viridiplantae, Chlorophyta, Trebouxiophyceae, Coccomyxaceae. Gene Ontology annotation, cellular component: cytosolic [4Fe-4S] assembly targeting complex. The record is from RefSeq and is a predicted model, not a curated record. The coding region runs from base 1 to 1041 and encodes 346 amino acids. Gene Ontology annotation, molecular function: protein binding. The transcript is spliced from 7 exons. Gene Ontology annotation, biological process: iron-sulfur cluster assembly.
AUGGGUGAGCUCACUCAGAUCCAGGUACUUGAAGGGCACACAGAUCGAGCGUGGCAUGUCGCGUGGUCACCUACAGGUGAGACCCUGGCGAGCUGUAGUGGGGACAAGACAGUGCGGCUGUGGACUAGGACACAGCCCGGCAGCGAAGAAUGGGUGUGCAGCGCGACCCUGGAGGAGGCUCAGACACGGACAAUCAGGUGUUGCAGCUGGUCACCUGAUGGCCGAUCCCUUGCCACCGCCAGCUUUGAUGCUACCACAGCAAUCUGGGAGGUGCAGGGGGGUGUAUGGGAGCAAGUGGCGCUUUUAGAAGGGCAUGAGAAUGAGGUAAAGGGGGUUGCAUGGAGCCCAUCAGGAUCACUCAUAGCCACCUGCAGCCGUGACAAGAGCGUGUGGAUAUGGGAGGCCCUGCCUGGCAACGAGUAUGAGUGUGUGGACGUCAAACAGGGACACACCCAGGAUGUGAAGGCGGUGGCAUGGCACCCAAAGGGGGAGAUCCUUGUCUCGUGCAGCUAUGAUGACACCAUCAAGCUGUGGCGGGAGUCAGAUGACGAAUGGAUCUGCGAGCAGACUCUGUCAGGGCCGGGAAUAGGGCACACCUCAACAGUGUGGGGGCUGGCUUUCGAGGAGAGCGGGGAGCGCAUGGUGUCGUGCAGCGAUGACUGCACUCUUCGCGUGUGGAGCUGUACAUCAAAAGAUGGCGAGGCCUGGUGGCGGCUGCUUACCACCGUCUCCGGCUCCCACGAACGCACCAUCUUCAGCGUUGACUGGUCCAGUUCAGGCGCCAUCGCCUCAGGCUCGGGGGACAACACAAUCUGCGUGCACGAGGAAGAGGCGAGCAGCAGCGCAGACAUCGACCCACUGCAGAAGCCCUCAUUCACAUUGGCGGCCAGGCAGAGGGAGGCGCACCCAGCGGAUGUGAAUUGCGUGAGAUGGAACCCGGCAGAUCCCACGCUGCUGGCAUCGGCAGGGGAUGAUGGCAGCGUGAGAUUAUGGAGGUAUAGGAGGAGAGGAGCAGAGUCUGGCAGUGGCAGAGCAGUGUAG